AUGGCUAUCGGAAAGAACAAGCGUGUGUCAAAGGGCGGCCGGAAGGGUGGCAAGAAGAAGGUGGUGGAUGCCUUUGCUAAGAAGGAGCAUUACCUGGUGAAGGCGCCUGCUUACUUCAAAACGGCCAAUAUUGGCAACACCUUGUGCUCUCGGUCGCAGGGUUUGAAGAAGGCGGAGGACAACCUUAAGGGUCGUGUGUUCGACGUCAACAUGGCCGACUUGCAGAAGGACGAGGGCCAGGGCCACCGAAAGAUUAAGUUGAUCUGCGAGGACGUGCAAGGCCGCAACUGUUUGACUGACUUCCAUGGUAUGGACAUCACUCGCGACUACUACUGCUUCAUCGUGCGCAAAUGGCAUACUCUCAUCCAAGCGCACGUGGACGUCAAAACUCUCGAUGGCUACCAGCUCCGUAUGUUCGCCAUCGGCAUGACUCGUCGCUCAGCCGGUCAGAAGAAGGUUACUUCUUACGCCCAGAGCUCCCAGGUCCGUGCCAUCCGUCAGAACAUGGUGAAGAUCAUGCAGGAAGAAGCAUCUCAAUGCAACCUUCGCGAACUUGUCCGCAAGCUCAUUCCUGAGGCCGUCGGCAAACAGAUCGAAAAGGCCUGCAAGCAUAUCUACCCGCUGCAAAACGUCUGUGUUCGUAAGGUCAAGGUCGUCAAAAAGCCCAAGACUGAUGCCGCUAAACUUCUUGAACUCCACAACGGCGUAGAAGCCGGCAACGGAGCCGACGAAGCCCCCGAGGCCAAAAACCUCCUCACCGCCCAAGUCGAAGCCUAA
Molecule: messenger RNA, 777 nt
Organism: Gregarina niphandrodes
Lineage: Eukaryota; Apicomplexa; Conoidasida; Eugregarinorida; Gregarinidae
Product: 40S ribosomal protein S3a
Exons: 1
Coding region: 1-777 (258 amino acids)
Biological process (GO): translation
Cellular component (GO): cytosol; ribosome
Molecular function (GO): structural constituent of ribosome
Source: RefSeq, a predicted model, not a curated record